UUCUCCCUCUUUACCCCCUCCCUUUCCUUCUCACUCUUCUCUUUCUCAGUUCUCUAACAUUAAAGAGAAAAUGCUGCUAUCAGUGACUUCCAGGCCUGGGAUUUCAACUUUUGGCUAUAACAAGAACAACAAAAAGCCCUAUGUGUCACUGGCUCAUCAGAUGGCACCACCUAGUCCAAGCAACAGCACCCCUAACAGCAGCAAUGGGAGCAGUGGGAAUGACCAGCUGAGCAAAACCAACCUGUACAUCCGAGGAUUGCAACCAGGCACUACUGACCAGGACCUUGUCAAGCUGUGUCAACCAUAUGGCAAGAUUGUCUCCACGAAGGCCAUACUGGACAAGACCACAAACAAAUGCAAAGGCUAUGGCUUUGUGGAUUUUGACAGUCCUUUAGCAGCACAGAAGGCUGUAACAGCUCUGAAAGCCAGUGGUAUACAGGCACAAAUGGCAAAGCAACAGGAGCAAGACCCCACAAACUUAUACAUCUCAAACCUUCCACUGUCAAUGGAUGAGCAAGAACUGGAGGGGAUGCUGAAGCCCUUUGGACAGGUUAUCUCCACCCGAAUUCUUCGAGACACCAGUGGAAUCAGCAGAGGGGUUGGCUUUGCAAGGAUGGAGUCCACAGAGAAGUGUGAAGCUAUCAUCACCCACUUUAAUGGAAAAUAUAUUAAGACUCCCCCUGGAGUACCAGCCCCGUCUGAUCCCUUGCUUUGUAAGUUUGCUGAUGGUGGGCCAAAGAAACGACAAAACCAAGGAAAAUUUGUGCAAAAUGGACGGGCCUGGCCAAGGAGUGGAGACAUGGGUGGAAUGGCCUUGACUUAUGACCCCACCACAGCUCUUCAGAAUGGGUUUUACCCAGCCCCUUAUAACAUCACCCCCACCAGGAUGCUGGCUCAGUCUGCACUCUCCCCAUAUCUUUCAUCUCCUGUGUCGUCUUAUCAGAGAGUGACUCAGACAUCUCCUCUACAAUUACCUAACCCAUCUUGGAUGCACCACCAGUCAUACCUCAUGCAGCCUUCAGGUUCAGUUCUGACACCAGGGAUGGAUCACCCCAUUUCUCUUCAGCCUGCCUCCAUGAUGGGGCCUCUUACCCAGCAACUGGGCCACCUCUCGCUCAGCACCACAGGCACGUAUAUGCCAACGGCUGCAGCUAUGCAAGGAGCUUACAUCUCACAGUACACCCCUGUGCCUUCUUCCAAUGUUUCAGUUGAGGAGAACAGCAGCCAACAGAAUCAAGUGGCAGUGGAUACGCCCUCAGACCAUGGGGUCUAUUCUUUCCAGUUCAGCAAGUAACACUGGCUAACCCUGCCUACUUUGUCUUUUUAUAUUUUUAAAUUUUAUAAAUAUCCUUUUUAAAUGAAAUUUUAUAUGGAAUUUUGGAGGCUGAGCAAGGAAUAGAUGUGGCUUUCCUCCUGGCCCUACCACAUCCUGGGAGAAGAGACUAGACUUUGCCUUCAGGAAGCAGAAAUGUGACCUAAAUUCAUUUGAGAGAUGAACCACAGCUUUGGGAUUUACUCGUGAAGCAAAUUUGGUUGAAGACUAGGUCUCGCAAUCUCCGGAAGGAUGGACUGACUGACUUCUGACUAGCUCUUCUCACUGCAGAGUCUGUUACCCUCUGAGGAAGGUGUCUUUUCCGGUGGCUCCAGAUUUUUCAGAAUGCCUGCCAUCCUGCCUCCUGGUGGAUCUUUUCUGCCCAGGUUGCGUGGCCUCUCUUUCUGCUGCACGUUGCUGUGCUCCAGGCCUUUGUAGCUGUGACCUUGCUGCAGAGCAGUGUGUCUCAGGGGAGGUGCUUUUACCCCCAGAGACCAUUGCAGUUAUCUGAUGACAUUUUUGAUUGCUAUGCCUGGGAGUGGGAGUGUGUGUAUGCUAUUUGCAUCUAGUUGCUAGAGACCAAGGAUGCCACUAAACAUCCUACAAUGUAAAGGAGAGCCCCACUAUGCCCAGCAAAGAAUUAUCUAAUUUCAAAAUAUCAAUAGGGCCAAGACUGAGAAACCUGGAUGUUGACAGUGUUCCCUGACUUCUCGGCUGAGGUAAAUUCCCACCCAGCCCUGGACACACAGUGCCCUUUAACACUCAUGCAACUGGUUUGGAUGGAUGGAAUUGGUAUCCUUGAAUUCUCCCUGGACUCCAACCUUUGACACUUCUGCAUGUAACAAGAGCUGUCCUUGUAAAGCUCAUGGCUCUUGUGCACAUGCUAAAUACACACACACACACACACACACACUUUGAGGGAGGAAGGUACGGAUUGUUCUGUGGAUGCUAUGCAGGGAUGGGAAAGGAGUUUUCUGUAACCGUAGAGUGCUCUGCCCUUCCCUGCUGUGUUUAGACCCCUUCCCUAGGGAGUCAGAAUAUUGGGAAUAAUUUUCCUUCUUGUUGAAGGACCACAAAGAGCUAGGGUAGAAAAAUGAAGUACAUCCCAUCUCAUGAUUUAUAAGGUCAGAUCUUUAUAAAUAAAGACUCUAGCUCUGUCAGAUGCAGUGGCACAGGCCUGUUAUCCCAGUGACUAGAGAGGUGGUAGCUUAGCAAGAUCUUGUCUCAAAGUGAAAA
Marmota flaviventris (yellow-bellied marmot) is the source of this 2548-nucleotide messenger RNA. It is a transcript of the gene Rbms2, whose product is annotated as RNA binding motif single stranded interacting protein 2. Lineage: Eukaryota; Metazoa; Chordata; Mammalia; Rodentia; Sciuridae. Gene Ontology annotation, molecular function: RNA binding. Gene Ontology annotation, cellular component: ribonucleoprotein complex. The record is from RefSeq and is a predicted model, not a curated record.